UGUUCUGACGUCACCGACAAUAUGGCUGCCAUCAGUGAUGCGAAAGGAACGAAAAGGAGGGUGUGAUUACCCAUCAAUUUCUAGGUUUUCGUGAUAUUUACAUCAGGUUUUACAGAUUUCCAGCCUCUCUCUUGAUUUCAAAUUCUUUCGGCCCUGAUUUCGAAUCUUAAUAUCAGCCAUGGAGGGUUCUUUCUUGAGUCCCGCAGAGCAGCAAUAUUACCCCGAGCUCUUCAGCAAAUCCGACAAGGAAAGCUCCGGGCGAGUUGCGGCCCAGAGAGCGAUGAGUUUAUUCAGGUUGAGUCCGCAGCUCUCGGACGACGUAAUUCAGAGGAUUAAUGAGCUGUGUGGAGCUGGGAGAUUAGGGUACUACGGUAGGAGUCAGUUUUAUUGCGCUCUCAAGAUGAUUGCAAUGGUGCAGAAUGGUCUACCUCUCCCUAAUUCUGUGGAUUUUGUUAUGCAAGCUCGAAUAGAGGUUCCACUUCCAGAGUUUGGAGAUGAAGUAGCUACACCAAGACAACAAAGUGAAUCAGACCCUAACAGUCAGAUGGAGUUUAUCAAUCCAGCCUUCAACAUCACAGACACAGAAUUCACUCUCGGGGACAGGAAAGGAAGUACUCUUGCCAGUGUGCCGCCCCUCAAACCUACCAGACCAGACAAUAGUAAUCAAUUCAUUCAACAAAGUUCAUCUCCGACCAAUAUUACUAAGGUUCCAUCAUCUCCCCCUGUGUCGCCGAACCGGAGUUCACCUUCUUUUCCGACCCUGCCAGUAGUCUCGCCAGCCAGGACCUCAGGUAGCUUAGAGCGUAACCAAAGCCUGCCAGCCACCAUGGUCCUUGAUACGGGAGAUAGAGAUGUUCCUAUAAGCAGGCUGGAGAAACAGACUAGCGCACCUCCUGCUCCAACGUUGUCAAAAACAGAAGAGGGCUGGGCGUCAUUCGAGAAGACAGUCGAAGAAGAUGAAGGUCCAGACACGUCAUGGGCGCUGUACACCGGUGCUGUCAGUCCCUCAUCCAGUUGCUCCUCCAUCUCGGCCCCCGCAUCCUCCCAUCACACCUCGGAGUCUCCCAUCGACAGCAGGAGCGGGGUGGCCGACAGCCAGGAAGGGGAUGCGGAGGAGGAGGAAGAGGAGGACGAUGAAGAGGAGGAGGCGGAGGAAGAAGAAGAAGCGGAGGAGGUAGAAAGGGGAGAGGAGGAAGCAGAGGAGGAAGACGUGUGGAGCAUCAACAAGGAGCAGAGGGAUUACUACGCAAAGCAGUUUAAGAUGCUCCAGCCUGACCCCAUGGGACUUCUUCCAGGUGGAGAUGCGAAAGGAUUCUUCGAAAAAUCAAAACUGGCGACGGAAGAACUGUCAAAAAUCUGGCAACUCUCCGACGUGAACAAAGACGGCACUCUCUCCCUGGAGGAGUUCUGCACUGCCAUGCACCUGGUGGUUCUAAGAAAACACAACAUUCCGCUUCCAGAUGAACUGCCACCAUGCCUCAUACCUAAGAUGCCCACACUCAAUGGCGAUGGUCCAGUCCCUGUCAAAAGUACAACACCCGUUUCCAUUCCAGGUUCCCAUGCCCAGCCCAUCACCACGACAACCAUCCAUCCAAUCCAGCCCCACGCCCACACGGGUCGGAGCGUGACCCCGCCCUCAUCCGGGUCAGAGAUGAAAAAUGCUGAUGAUAAUUGGGCGACAUUCGUGGACUCGCCUUUCCCCGGGCCGCCGUCCCCCUCGUCCCAGCCUCCAGUCAGCUUUGAUUUUGCCUCCAUCUCACCUGACCCAGAUGCAAAGAUCUUUCAGCCAAUCGCGUUACAUCUUUCACCCGACGGCAAACCAGUGCAGCCGGAUCCCGAUAACCCGGAGACAAGACCAAGAACGUUGUCAGCCGCCCCUCCCUGCCAGACUGGGGAGGGGUCGAUCGAGCAGGUUGCACCCUACCCUCGUGUCCCUAGAAAUCGGUCAAGUGAAUUGGAGGAAAAUAGGUCUCACACAGGUGCAACUAUAAGUAUGCACACCCCAGGGCGACUGCCCCUGUAUAGACAAGGAGCGGUGACUGCAGAGACUGGAGGAGAGUCGCCCCGAGGCCACGCCCCUCCCCGCCCUCAACCUCAGAACGCGACUAAGGCCCAUCAUCAUGGGUCAAAGGUCGAUCAGGCUCUGCUUCCUCCUUCCAGCGGCAAGACCAAGAGGAAAGUGCCCCACCCGACGAAGACAAUGACUCGAGAUGCGGAUCAACGGCGGUCAAGAGAGGGCAACGUUGAUUCAAGCAGUGCCCUGGCGUACGCAGGUACCACCCUGCCUCGGCCGCGGCUGAGCAAGUCUCUGAACUCGGCCAUGUUGAAAGGAGCCUUGCCUCCACCAGAGCCUACAGAGGGAGGGGCGGCUGCCCCGCCCCUACCCCCUCGGAAGCAUCAACGUAAUCAUUCUCGUUCAAGCUCGCUCGAUCUUAAUCUUGUGUUCCAGGAUGAAAAAUCCAGUAGUGUUUCAUCACCACGUCCAGUAAUACCACCAAGACCUACAGCUCAGCAAGUUCAGCAAAGUAAAACCCAAAGCAUGGAUAUGUCGUCAACGGAACACGACUUUGCCGAUUUCAGCAAGUUUGACGCGAUGAAGGCCAAGUCGUCAAGUUUAAAGAUGGACAGGAGAGGCGCGUCAUUAGACUACACCAACAGAACGAUAGAGCAGUCAGUCCCUCCAGUGCCCCCUCCAAGGCCAUCAGCCAGUGAAGAGGAUCUAGUGGAAGAAGGAGAAGAUGAUGGAAAGGUGUCACCUCGCAACCUAACGAACAAAGAGAGGCAUCUCUCAGGGGACACGGAAGCUGAGAAGAGAAGAGAACAGUUCUCAAAAGAGAGAAAAAGACAUUUAUCAGCACCGGUCAAUCUUGGAGUCGCAGAGAUCCGGACGGGUGACAGGAAGUCCGUCCAGGCGCGGAUCCGCCAAGAGAAGGACGAGAACACGAAGCUCUCGCGGCACAACAGCGAGAUGCAGCAGGAGCUGCGAACGCUAACCGACCAACGCCUUGCCUUGGAGAUCAGUCUAGAGAGAUUGCGUCCCUUCACAGCCAGCUAGUCCAGGCUUUAUUCUUCUGUCUUUAUUUAAUAAUUAUUAUUAUCGUUGUACAGUAGAGGAAAACACAUUUGGCAUUUUAUAUAUUUGAAUGAACACAUUGGAGAUUUGUGCUGGUUCUGUUGCUUUAACUCAUCAGCUAUGUGAGCCAGGCAAUAUGUGCAUUGAUCCAAUAGGAUCUACAAAUGCGGAAGCCAAGAGCAUAAUUUUUGCUUCUCUCUCACUACAAAACUACUUCUAAAAGGGGUAUCAUGCUUGGAUGUGUUUUAGCCAUUACAUACCAAUGUACUGAAAAUUGUUCACAAAGGUGCAUAGAGAGUUUACGAAGGGAAUAAUGGUGUAUUGUGGGUCCAUUAUUAUGCCGGCCUUUCCAAAUCUUACCUUAGAUGGCGCUAUUCUAAAGGCUUUGGUCAGUGUCGUUUGUCCGGAGAGUCUGGUCCAUUUUUUUUCAGAUGCGUAACAGCAUGGAAACUUGGUAGGAUCUUUUGUUCUGUCUGCCAGAUAAAGCAGAGAAUUUGUGAUUGUAGAUGCUGAAUUCUUAUGGUACAUAGAUGGUUAACUGAUGGGUAUGUUAGAACAUAUUUCCAGAUGUAAGCUUUCAUUCAAUUGAAAUUUGGACCUGCGUGCAUACAGCCUCCAUACUAAAUUCUUGACCCAAAAUGAUAAUAGGCACUUAUACAGUAUUAAGACCAGGUCCCCAUCUUACAAAGAGUCAUGAUUGAUCCGAUCAAAUUCAACUACAUAUGGAAAUCCAUCGUUGUCAUAAUUUUUCCCACUCAGGAAGUUCGCUCAUUGUCCUUUGUUACAAAGAGAAGCACACUGAAUGUUCAAGAAAAUGAUGGAUGUAUGAAUAUACAUGGUAUCUGUAUGAAUAUGGUAUCUAGACAAUAUUUAGAAGAAACAUGCAGUUUAUACGUUGACAUUGCUGGCCGUCCAUAGUUGUGGUUGAUCUGGUCAAUCGUAACUCUUUGUAAGACAGGGCCCCCAGAUUGCAGUCAUUUAUAUGUAAGGUUGUAUUCUGAGGCUUUCUUUGUUUGUUCAUUUUC
Lytechinus variegatus (green sea urchin) is the source of this 4098-nucleotide messenger RNA. RefSeq names its product ralBP1-associated Eps domain-containing protein 2-like. Gene Ontology annotation, cellular component: cytoplasm; plasma membrane. The transcript has 20 exons. The record is from RefSeq and is a predicted model, not a curated record. Gene Ontology annotation, biological process: endocytosis; endosomal transport. Lineage: Eukaryota; Metazoa; Echinodermata; Echinoidea; Temnopleuroida; Toxopneustidae. Gene Ontology annotation, molecular function: calcium ion binding; protein binding. Bases 179 to 3055 code for a protein of 958 amino acids.